GAAAGGGAGGGCGAGAGGAGAAGGAGGGAUGGAGAUGGAUGAUAGAUGCUUAUGUAGCGCGUUCGCCGUUAUGCUCGGCCGCAGACAAACUUGCAUCCUCCCGUGACUUUCUCUCCCCUGCUGCUUCACCCAUGAAGCAGGACGCAGGGCGAAUGCGUGCCAGUGUUCCGGAGCGCGUCGUGAUCGCUUGUUUAUCCGUCUGAUAAAUGGUUUUGGAGCUCGCCGCGCCCGCCAGUGCAGGCCCUGCGCUCCAGCGCUGCAUCCCGCACAUCCAGCGGGUUUUCCGGGUCAGAGUGAGCUGCAGCACCGCAGAGUCCAGCUGCGAGAGCCCCAACGCCGGCUCCAGUAUCAUCGUAAACAUCGAGGACGGCAGGGAAGAAGAUUGCACUAAAGCUCAAGAGUACAUUAUAUCACUGAUCAGUCCAGUGCAUAAGCACCGUGAGCGUUUGACCCUUUGGCUGCAGCGGCGACUGCAUGCCCUACGUGCAGCUAUUGAGUACGAGAGCUGUGCCGUGGUGCAGGUGAGGGACCAUGCACUGGAGCUUCAGGGAGGUCAUGCGCAGGUAACAGCUGCAUGCGCUAUGCUGCAGCGCCUGAAGAUGGAGCACCGUGGCUGCCGCGAACCCCAGGCCUUGCCCGCUGCUGCCGGCCAUGACUCUCCAGAAGAAGAGGAGGAGGAGGAUGAUGAAGAAGCCGGGGAAGAUGGGAGCAGUUCUGAGAGUGACGGAGAGGGGCGGUCACGGAGCAGGAGUUCUGGAGGUGUUGUCAGCACGUCGGGGUCAGGAGAAGGAGUGACCGGAAAGAGGCAGGACCCACUCAUAGCAACCAAACCUCACCGGCAGCUGUGCCGCUCAUCCUGUUUGGACCGUCCCAGCUUCAGCCAGAGCAGCAUCUUACAGGAGUUGCGCGCAGAUGACACCCAGAGAGCCCAAAUGCCCUUGCGUCAAACCAGCGAUCGAGAUUACCAGACCAAAAUGGACUUUGCUCUGAAGCUGGGCUACUCCGGAGAGCAGGUGGAGUCUGUGCUGGGUAAACUGGGGUCUAGCGCACUAAUCAAUGAUGUAUUGGCCGAGCUGGUACGGUUAGGGAAUAAAGGAGAUCAAGAGAGCCAGACAGCAGCGGGCACUGGCGGUUUAACACCACGGGCGGUGGGAGCCAAAGAAGCCGUCAGCCAGGAAGCAUCGCUGGAGGAAGACACAUCAGACACGUAUGACAACCUCCGACCAAUUGUGAUCGAUGGAUCCAAUGUUGCCAUGAGCCAUGGAAACAAAGAGGUGUUCUCAUGCCUGGGCAUUCAACUGGCUGUUGAUUGGUUCCUGGAGAAGGGCCACAAAGACAUCACAGUUUUCGUUCCAGCAUGGAGGAAAGAACAGUCAAGACCUGAUGCGCCAAUCAAAGAUCAGGAGAUCCUACGGAAAUUAGAGAAGGAAAAGAUCCUCGUCUUCACGCCGUCUCGCAGAGUCCAAGGCCGACGAGUGGUUUGCUACGACGACCGUUUUAUCGUCAAGCUGGCCUGCGAUUCAGACGGGAUCAUCGUGUCCAACGACAACUACCGAGACUUGCAGAAUGAGAAACCAGAGUGGAAGAAAUUUAUUGAGGAACGACUCCUCAUGUACAGCUUCGUCAACGACAAGUUCAUGCCUCCUGAUGAUCCUUUAGGCAGACAUGGACCCAGUCUGGAAAAUUUUCUCCGCAAACGACCAGUGGUUCCAGAGCACAAGAAGCAACCAUGUCCUUAUGGUCAGUACAGCAAAAGUAAGAAGUGCACGUACGGCCAUAAAUGCAAGUACUACCACCCAGAAAGAGCCAACCAACCUCAGCGGGCUGUUGCAGACGAGCUCAGAGCCUUUGCCAAACUCUCCGCUGUAAAGACAAUGAGUGAGGGGGCACUUGCCAAAUGUGGGACCUCUGGUUCUGCUAACAAGGGAGACGGUAGCUCUGAGGCAAAGCGAGUGGCACCCAAGCGCCAGUCUGACCCUAGUAUCCGGUCGGUUGCAUGCGAGCAAGAAGAGAGACUCUGUCCAGCACGGAAGGCUGAGGCCAAUUCGGUACCGUCGUUAGUUUCGGCCCUUAGCGUUCCAACUAUGCCGCUGACGAAAAGUCACGCGGCAGGCGCUCUUAACACACGCUCUGCGAGCAGCCCUGUUCCAGGGUCUCUGCACUUUACCCACAGCUCGCUCGAGCAUGCGGGCAGUGUCCAAUAUCCUCCCAUCCUUGUAACCAAUAGUCAGGGCGCCUCCGUGGCUUAUGGUGAGCCGUUCCCCAAGUACGACUCUGUGGUAAGCGAUCACGGCUACUAUUCAAUGCUCAGUGACUUCUCCACCAUCAGCCUCCAAGACAGUUUCUGCAGUCUUGAACAGCCAGAGCCUGUAGGGGUGGGUGGAGGAUAUCCUGGCAGAGCCAGCAUGUGCCCAGAACCCGGCCGAAGUCAUUCGUCAGACUCCUAUUCAUCCUACAGUGGAGAGAUGUACCUCAACUCAUUGGAGGGAAGCCUGGAUGAAAGCAUGAAAGGGCCACCGUCGCAGACCCAGACUCAACCUUCGGCGCAAACACGCCUUCAAGCCUUUGCUCACGGUUUCCACCAUGAGGCCUUGACACGUGUGCAGAGCUACGGAAUGGAUGAACCCAAACUGGGACCUCGAAAACAGUCCUCCGCCCACCUUGCACCACACUCCCAACACCCGGUUGUCGGCAACCGAUCCAGCUGCCCAGGAGACUACCCUCCUGUGUCCCAGAACAUGUUGCCUUCCACCAGCCCUUCCCAGCAGGGUCGGUCCUUAGGCAUGACUCGAAUGGACAGCAUCUCUGACUCACGGCUCUACGAGAGCAAUCCGUUGCGCCAGCGGAGACCUCCUCUUUGUCGAGAGCAGCAUGCCAGCUGGGACCCUUUGCCGUGUGGUAAUGAGCCCUACAGUUACGGAAGCUAUGGAUUAACAGGAGGCCUCAUGCCUUGCUGUGAAAGGGUGAUGGUCCGCAGCAUGCCCGAGAAGAUGGAGCAGAUCUGGAGGUCCCCGUGGGAUAGCGUGCCGCCUCCACCGCUCAGUGCUCGUGGGCCAGCGGAGGAACCCCAAGAGCGGCACCCUAUUCCAGAACACCACUAUCAAACAUACCGAAACCUCUGUAACAUCUUCCCGGCGUAUGUGGUCCAUUUGGUCAUGGAGGAGAACCCUCACAUGACUGAUCCCCAGCAGCUGGCUGCCGUCAUCGUCACUAAACUGCGAACUUGCCACUAAGCACACCACGAAAGGCUGCUAACAACAACUAGUGAAUGAGAAAUCGGGCACCUUGAGAAUUCCGUAUUUUUGUUUCGCUCUGAAGAAACAACCAGCCCUUGUGUGCAAUUAUGAUUGGAUCCAUUAGGAGGUUAGCUAGCAUGAUAGCAUUGAUGCUGCAUUGGUUAUGUCAUCUGUUAAGCCAUAUGGGAGCCUGGAUCUUGUACCUGAGAAGUUUAGCGUAGAAACCUGAGAUCCCUCGUCAAAAAGUCCACCGUUCAGCUCUUGAGAUGGGCCAAAAGGUGGUUCAUAAAGCCGACUCAAAAGUGUAUCCACGUUGAGAGAGCAACUGUCUGCCAGUUUGAUGGCAUAUCUUGAGAAUGUCUUCUUUUGUUGGUGAUGAUAACAUUUAUCCUUUGAAAAAGAGUUACAUGAGAGAAAUCUCUUUGGUAAAACUGAUCAGAAAUGAUCCUGCACAAUAUGAAUAAUAUUGUGUAUGUAUAUGUGUAUUCACUUGCAUUUGCGUGUAAAUAUGACGUGACACCGUGGUGGUGUGUUUUUUUUGGUGUGCGUGAUGACUUGUGUGAUUUCAGAAAGAGGAAUGAACGCUUGCGUACCUCAAAGCAUGACCUUUGAACUUUUAUGGCCUUACAUUGGAGUGACCUCACCACACGUUAAUGUGAAUAGUGCUUAAUAGCUGUGGAGGUCACUGUUUUGCAGUUGUUUUAUAAAAGCGAGCACUUGGACAGAAAGGUUAAGAUUCUUUCAUGCUGCGGUUCAGACUUUUUAACUGGCUGGGCUGUAACUGCAAUCCUGCCCUGCGACGUCUGUUCGCACGCACACACGGAUGCGUAUUUACGAAGCCAUUUUCAAAGAUUGAGCCAAAAAGAUAAUCGGUGUAUGUUUUUCUGAUCUGAAAGCACUAGGUAUGUCUAGUUGGAGAAGUUAUUCUUAUGUAUUCCUUAAAUGUUGUUGUUGUAUUGUAGAUUUCAAGAGAGAUGUUUGAGUAAGCAUGGGCUUCAGUAAAUCUCUCCCAGACAGCAUGUUAGCACUAUGCUUGACAGAGAGCGCCGCUCACAUUUGGCUCGUUAGUCAAUAACUACGUUCAAGUAUUCACAAACUGGGGAGGAGAAUGCGUCUCUUCGGCAAAAUGCUCCUGUGCAGCAUCUGUUUUCUGAUUGAUGCCGAGAGACCGCCCCGUUUCAUCUGCUCCGCCCUGUAAAUGAACAUAUCUUCAGGAGAGCGUGAAUGUUAUUGGUCCAGAGAUGCUCUGGGUGUUUUCAAAAAGACUUAAAUUGCUCCUUCAUUUUUUUUUUUUCAUGAGCACAUGUGUGGACCCAUGGGGCCCCAUUACUGCUCGUGGGAAGGAGUGACACACUGCCUACCUGUCUCUUCCUGUGCGACACACACAUGGAACACCAGGCUGUUGUUGGGUUGUUUCUGACAUUUGGCUGACAGUUCGCUUGCUGCCUCUCUACCGCCCCCGACCCUGCUUCGACUUGGACACAAAACCCAACCUCUCAGCUCUCUAAUACGAACACAGAUGGUUCUCCUUCCCCUUAGG
Messenger RNA from Cyprinus carpio (common carp), 4776 nucleotides. RefSeq names its product zinc finger CCCH-type containing 12B. Gene Ontology annotation, cellular component: cytoplasmic ribonucleoprotein granule; nucleus. The record is from RefSeq and is a predicted model, not a curated record. Lineage: Eukaryota; Metazoa; Chordata; Actinopteri; Cypriniformes; Cyprinidae. Gene Ontology annotation, molecular function: RNA endonuclease activity; mRNA binding; metal ion binding.